AUCUGUAAACAAAAAACUUAGUUUUUACCAGACUGUCUGAAUGAUCUGUUCCAAUUUUAUAUUGUCACUUAAUUUAGUCUAGUUAAUUAUUUUUAAACCAUUACUAACUAAUUAGCUGUUUUGACUGUUUGACCAAUUUAGCAUAAAGUCAUGUCAAAACGUCAUAGGGUAGAUUUAGGUGAUAGACCCAAGACUAGGAGAUUUGAGGCCGAUGAUGACCCAUCCGCGUACAAAAGCGAUUCUAAUCCAAGUACUUCUUGGGCCAGCGGAGAUGCACCUGGACAAGGUUUAUCUUCACCGAUAGCAUCAACGUCAACAAAUGUGGCAUCUUCGACCAAAACUGCUGGAAUCAACCCUUUAACUAAAUUACCAUAUUCUCAAAAAUAUUUUGAAUUGUUCCGUAAAAGGAUUCAACUUCCUGUAUGGGAAUAUCGAGAGAAGUUUUUCGACCUUCUCGAUAAAAAUCAAAUAUUAGUUUUAGUGGGAGAAACUGGUUCUGGAAAAACUACUCAGAUACCUCAAUGGUGUGUUGAACAUCUUCGCGAGAAAAAUAAAAAAUCAGGAGUCGCAUGUACACAACCAAGAAGAGUAGCAGCAAUGAGCGUUGCUACGAGAGUUUCUGAAGAAAUGGAUGUCGUCUUGGGAUCAGAAGUUGGUUACAGCGUUCGAUUUGAAGAUUGCACUAGCAAAAGUACUGUUCUUAAAUACAUGACAGAUGGUAUGCUUUUGAGAGAAGCUAUGUCAGAUCCUUUAUUAGAAAAUUACAGUAUAAUUCUUCUUGAUGAGGCUCAUGAAAGAACAUUAGCAACUGAUAUUUUAAUGGGUGUUCUCAAACAAGUCAUCACCAAACGAGAUGAUUUGAAAAUUGCUGUUAUGAGUGCCACCUUAGAUGCCAGCAAAUUCCAAAAUUAUUUUGAUAAUGCUCCUCUGCUCAAUGUACCUGGAAGGACUCAUCCUGUGGAAAUAUUUUAUACACCCGAACCAGAAAGAGACUAUUUAGAGGCUGCUAUAAGAACAACUAUUCAAAUUCAUGUAUCAGAAGAAACAGAAGGCGAUAUUCUGGUUUUCCUUACAGGACAAGAGGAAAUCGAAGAAGCGUGUAAAAGAAUCAAACGCGAAGUCGAAAAUCUUGGACCAGAUGUCGGUGAAAUAAAAUGCAUUCCUUUAUAUUCAAAUCUUCCUCCAGCAAUGCAACAGCGUAUUUUUGAAGCAGCUCCUCCUAAUAAACCUAAUGGAUUAAUUGGCCGUAAGGUUGUAGUGUCGACAAAUGUUGCUGAAACUUCUCUUACCAUUGACGGAGUUGUAUUCGUUAUUGAUCCUGGAUUUGCCAAACAAAAAGUAUACAAUCCAAGAAUUCGUGUUGAGUCACUAUUGGUGUCACCAAUUUCAAAAGCUUCUGCUCAACAACGAGCUGGUCGAGCAGGUCGAACAAAACCGGGAAAAUGUUUCCGCUUAUAUACGGAAAAGGCUUAUAAAACAGAAAUGCAGGAAAACACGUAUCCAGAAAUUUUACGUUCAAAUUUGGGCUCUGUGGUAUUACAAUUAAAAAAACUUGGAAUUCAUGAUCUUGUACAUUUUGAUUUUAUGGAUCCACCAGCUCCAGAAACUUUGAUGCGUGCAUUGGAGCUUCUCAACUAUGUUGGUGCUUUAGAUGAUGAAGGAGAAUUGACUGAAUUAGGUUCAAUAAUGGCUGAAUUUCCACUAGAUCCCCAACUAGCAAAAAUGUUGAUUGCUUCUUGUGAUUUUAAUUGUUCCAAUGAGGCUUUAUCGAUAACUGCCAUGCUUUCAGUGGCUCAAUGUUUUGUGCGACCAAACGAUCUUAAAAAGGCUGCUGACGAGGCAAAAAUGCGUUUUGCUCAUAUCGAUGGUGAUCAUUUAACACUUCUUAAUGUUUAUCAUGCCUUCAAACAACACCAUGAUGAUCCUCAAUGGUGUUACGAAAACUUUAUAAACUACCGAUCAUUAAAAAGCGCAGAUAAUGUCCGCCAACAGCUCUCUAGAAUUAUGGAUAGAUUUGAUUUGAAACGGGUUUCAACUGAAUUUACUCAUAGAGAAUAUUACGUGAACAUAAGGAAAGCAAUUGUUGCAGGAUUUUUCAUGCAGGCUGCUCAUUUAGAAAGAACAGGUCACUAUUUGACUGUUAAAGAUAACCAAGUUGUUCAACUUCAUCCAUCAACUUGUCUUGAUCACAAGCCAGAAUGGGUUAUUUACAACGAAUUUGUAUUAACUACCAAAAAUUAUAUCAGAACUGUAACUGAUAUCAAACCAGAAUGGCUUAUAAGAAUAGCACCAAAUUAUUAUGAUUUAGAUAAUUUUCCACCCGGAGAUGCAAAACGUCAACUAGAAUAUAUAAAGGCUAAAAUGGAGGCAAAGCAAUUUCAAGGCUUUUGAAUAUCUUAACCUUAAGCAUAAUUUUCUCCUUUUCAUUCACCAUUUCAAUUGAACUUGUGUUGGUUUAUCCAAAUCAAAUUUUGUCCACAUUAGACCCAAUGACCAAAACCAGUCACUCGGCAACAAAUUUUUACAUCAUCAACUGUAGCUUAAUCAUUCUGUAAAUCGCCCUUUUCCCUCUAUUCAUCAUACAAAGUCUCAACUUAGCAUCACUAAAGACCUGUUACUCGCUGAACUGUUCUUUGUCUUCCAAGGAUCUCAAGGAGUAAAAUGUAUCAUCAACAUUUAGGAAACAAUAACAUUUUGAGCCAUUCAUGAUAUUGGAUCAUUAUUUCUCCUUUUUUGUUACCAGAAUAUUAUCUAAAAAAACUAAUUAUUUAGUAAACUAACUUAUCUAUAAAUUGUUUAUAAACCUCACAAAUUUAUCACAAAUGGUUAUAUCAAAAGUGAGUAUAACAUUAACAAUAAAUAUUGUAACUCAUGAAUUAACCAUUGUAAUGUGAGUUUAAUUUCAAGAGAAUAUCUUAAAAUCAAAUUUAAGUUGAUAUGCAAUUCAAGAUCACACCUUUUGCAACACUUUUAACCAUCUCGAUCAAAUUGUCAUUCAAUAUCUUGAUUGUAAACGUUAAAGAUGAUCUUAAACCAAUACCUUUUAAACAAUUCAAGAUGAAUAUUGAUUUUUUAGCUCAACCACACUGAAUAAAUUUCACUGAACCAAAAG
Messenger RNA from Tetranychus urticae (two-spotted spider mite), 3112 nucleotides. RefSeq names its product DEAH-box helicase 15 (gene Dhx15). Gene Ontology annotation, cellular component: intracellular anatomical structure; spliceosomal complex. NCBI's taxonomy places the organism in Eukaryota, Metazoa, Arthropoda, Arachnida, Trombidiformes, Tetranychidae. The record is from RefSeq and is a predicted model, not a curated record. Gene Ontology annotation, molecular function: RNA binding; RNA helicase activity; ATP binding.